Messenger RNA from Caenorhabditis sp. 36 PRJEB53466, 1986 nucleotides. NCBI's taxonomy places the organism in Eukaryota, Metazoa, Nematoda, Chromadorea, Rhabditida, Rhabditidae. The record is from the annotation of a GenBank genome assembly.
AUGUCUUCGUGCAAAGCUAUCGGAAUUGACCUCGGCACUACGUAUUCGUGUGUCGGAGUGUACCAGAAUGGAAAGGUAAGUGCCAGCGGAUGUAAGUAUUCAAGUGUUCAACCUAUUUCAUUUCAGGUCGAGAUCCUCGCCAAUUCGGAAGGAAACAAGACAACUCCGUCGUACGUGGCAUUUACUGACACGGAGAGACUGGUUGGAGACGCGGCGAAGGAUCAGGCAGCUCGGAAUCCGGAGAAUACUGUGUUCGAUGCGAAGAGACUCAUCGGAAGACGGUUCGACGAACAGACGGUGCAGUCGGACUGCAAGCACUGGCCGUUCGCGGUCAAGGGAAAGCAAGGAAAGCCAGUGGUGGAAGUGGAAGUGAAGGGCGAACGCAGACAGUUCAAUCCGGAGGAGAUCUCGGCAAUGGUGCUGCAGAAGAUGAAGGAAACUGCGGAGACGUACCUCGGACACACAGUCAAAGACGCCGUCAUCACUGUGCCCGCGUACUUCAACGACAGUCAGAGACAAGCUACUAAGGACGCUGCAACCAUUGCCGGACUCAACGCCAUCCGAAUCAUCAACGAACCGACGGCUGCAGCUCUUGCUUACGGACUCGACAAAGGCAUUUCGGAAGAGAAGAAUGUGCUGAUCUUUGAUCUGGGAGGAGGUACUUUCGAUGUUUCAAUUCUCACCAUCGCCGAAGGAUCCAUCUUCGAAGUGAAGUCGACCGCCGGAGACACUCAUCUCGGAGGAGAAGACUUUGAUCAGCGCAUGCUCCAGCACUUCAUGACCGAGUUCAAGAGAAAGACCGGCAAGGACAUCUCGCCGAAUCCCCGGGCCAUCAGACGUCUCCGAACCGCGUGCGAACGUGCCAAGAGAACAUUGUCGAGCUCAACGGAAGCCACUCUAGAAGUGGAUUCGCUGUUCGAAGGAAUCGAUUUGUGCUCCAAAAUCACCCGUGCUCGCUUCGAAGAGCUGUGUGCAGAUCUGUUCCGAAAGACUAUCGAGCCAGUUGAGAAGGCUCUUCGUGAUGCGAAACUCGACAAAUCAAAGAUCGAUGAAGUUGUGCUCGUCGGAGGAUCCACUCGUGUUCCGAAGAUUCAGAAGUUGCUCAAGGAUUUCUUCCACGGAAAGGAACUCAACUGCUCCAUCAAUCCGGACGAAGCCGUCGCCUUCGGAGCUGCCGUUCAAGCUGCCGUGUUGUCAGGAGUCAAGGAUCAGACGAUCAAGGACGUGCUGCUCGUCGACGUCGCCCCUCUCAGUCUCGGAAUCGAGACUGCCGGGGGAGUGAUGACCAACCUGAUCGAUCGAAACACGCGCAUCCCGACAAAGGCUUCCAAGACGUUCACCACCUACGCAGACAAUCAGCCGGGCGUCUCAAUCCAAGUGUACGAAGGAGAACGAGCGAUGACCCGUGACAACCACCGCCUCGGCACUUUCGAACUGUCUGGCAUCCCGCCUGCUCCACGCGGCGUCCCUCAAAUCGACGUCACUUUUGACAUCGAUGCUAACGGAAUCCUGAACGUUACGGCUGAAGACAAGUCAACGGGCAAGUCGAACCGCAUCACGAUCCGCAACGAGAAGGGACGGCUCACGCAGGCGGACAUCGAUCGGAUGGUCAACGAGGCGAAGCAGUUCGAGCGGGAGGACGCCGAACAACGCGAACGCGUCGCCGCCCGCAACCAACUCGAGGCGUACGCAUUCCAAGUGAAACAGGCUCUCGACGAGCACGGAUCGAAGCUGCCGGCCGAAGAUGCACGUCGUGCGAAGGAGGCGUGCGAAGAGACUCUCCGUUGGAUGGAAGCCAACUCUCUGGCCGAAAAGGACGAGAUCGAGGCGAAGGACAAGGAGCUGAAGGCUGUCUGCCAGGCCAUCCUCACCAAACUGCACCAGUCCGGACAGCAGCAGCCUUCUUCUGGAUGCGGAAACCCCGGAUCUGCUGGAUUCAGUGCUGGCAACCAUCCACAAGGGCCGACUGUCGAGGAGGUCGACUAA